CGUGGCUCCGACAUGGCCCGGCGCACCAGGGGCGCGCGGCUGCUAUCCCGCCUCCUGCUCCUCACGCUGCUGGCUGCCAGCGUCGCCCCGCUCGGCUGGGAUCUGCCCGAGCCCCGCAGCCGAGCCAACAAAAUCCGGGUACACCCGCGGGGCAACCUUUGGGCCACCGGUCACUUCAUGGGCAAGAAGAGUCUGGAGCUGUCCAGCCUGUCCCCCAUAGGGUCAGCACCCCAUACCUCCCUGGGGGACCAGAGACUGCCGCUGAGUCAUGAUCUACACCGAAUCCUCCUGCUAAAGAAAGCCCUAGGCAUGAGCCUCGACCGCCCUGCACCCCACAGCCAGUACAGAAGGCUAACCGUGCACAUGCUGCAGAAGUGUGAUGCCAGGAUGGCGCAGGCCAACAACAUGGCUUCGACGGCACCCAGUCCUGGAAGUCACUGAAUGGAACCCUAGUACAGCAGUGGCCACAUCAGGAUAGAAGUCCUGAGCUCAGAUCUGUUGCUCUGGUACCAGGAUUUCUGGGUGUAUCACUGGAAAUGCUGCAAGAUGCAGACACAAAUUUAUGUUCUUGUUUCUUGCUUCCUAAUGAAGUUGUGAAUAAAACCCUGCUCUUUA
Molecule: messenger RNA, 615 nt
Organism: Perognathus longimembris pacificus (Pacific pocket mouse)
Lineage: Eukaryota; Metazoa; Chordata; Mammalia; Rodentia; Heteromyidae
Gene: Nmb
Product: neuromedin B
Exons: 3
Coding region: 13-441 (142 amino acids)
Biological process (GO): positive regulation of hormone secretion; neuropeptide signaling pathway
Cellular component (GO): neuron projection
Molecular function (GO): neuromedin B receptor binding; neuropeptide hormone activity
Source: RefSeq, a predicted model, not a curated record